CGAGAAUUACGAAGUCCAGAUAUAAAUUAGUCAACGUACGCGUGGUUCUCUGCAGAUAACACAGAUAACUUGAGGUGUUCACAGGUCAACGACGAAUACUGAAAUAAUAUAUUGUUCGAGAUUAAAAAAGAGAAUAGAAGAUGCCUUUUACAAGUCCAGAAGAGCUUAGAAUGGUGAUGUUAGGGAAAACAGGAGCUGGUAAAAGCGCCACUGGAAACAGUCUGCUGCAGACUAAGCUAUUCAAAUCCAACAAUUAUGGCGCGUCUGUCACCGUAAACUGCAAAUUUGGAAACAGGCAUCUUGACAAUGGGAAAAAGUUGGUAGUUAUCGACACACCAGGUAUAUUCGACACCAGGAAAAGCAACCUUGAAACGUCGAAAGAGGUUAUAAGGUGUAUCGGUCUAGCUUCACCAGGUCCCCACGUCUUUAUCUUCGUUCUGAAGAUCGGUCGCUUUACCCAGGAAGAGAUGGAGACGAUCCAACACCUCAAAGAUCUGUUUGGAGAAGACGUUGUCGAUUACGUGAUCAUUGUAUUCACCGGUAAGGACUCACUUGAUUACGAUGAUAUGACCAUUCAUGAACAUAUCCAGCACUGUCCACCAGAUCUACAAUCACUGGUUGCCGAGUGCCAUGGGAGAAUAGCUACCAUUAACAACCGAGCAGAACCACCGGCAUUAGCAAGGGAUGUUAAAGCUAUUCUAGAUUUAAUGGCGGAGACCGUGAGACAAAAUGGCGGAAAGUACUACACUGGAGAGAUGUUUGAAGGAGCAGAAAGGGCAUAUCAAGAAAAACUUCGACUUCUCGAGGAAGAGAAAAACAAGAAAGAGCGGGAACUAGAACAAAAAGAGCGGGAAAUUGAGGAAGAGGCGAAGAGAAAGAUGAAAGAAAUUGAAGCGAUGAAACUAGAACACAAUGAAGAGAAAAAAGAAUUAGAGAGAAUUAAGAAAAGACAACGUCAAAAAGAGCAGGAAUUAGAAGACGAACGCGAGAAAAUAAAGAAUAUCGAUCCGAGACAAGAAUAUCGAGAGGAUGUGCAGGCGAAAGAUGGCGCUAUUGUUGAGAUUGCUCGAGGUAUAGAGAAGGUUGGGCGUGGCAUUGGACGGGGCGUCAAAGACGCGUGGAAUGGAUUCCUUAGUUUUUUUUGAUUAGAUAUUUCGUUAGCUGAUGUCGUUCUUACCCGUAUCCCAACACACGAAUUCGAACUGAUCAGCUGAAAAUAAUGGUUACUGUUUGCUUUAAGACUAUAAACUGUGUUUUUUUUAUGCCAAAUGAAAUAUAUAAAAAAUGCAUCAUGUAAGA
This is a messenger RNA of Patella vulgata (common limpet), 1299 nucleotides long. Its product is annotated as GTPase IMAP family member 4. The record is from RefSeq and is a predicted model, not a curated record. Bases 141 to 1145 code for a protein of 334 amino acids. Gene Ontology annotation, molecular function: GTP binding. NCBI's taxonomy places the organism in Eukaryota, Metazoa, Mollusca, Gastropoda, Patellidae. The transcript is spliced from 3 exons.